GGCAUCCCACCCCGCCUCCUCGCACCGGAGCUGCAUGCAGGCAGCCCGGUGGGAAGAAUCGCUGCACUUCCCCCUUCCCAGCGGCGCUCUGCUCCUCCGCCGACCGGCGGAUCGGAUGGGUCCGCGCUGCCCGUAGUGCGGGCUUCGGCAAGCCUGUCACAACGGCCCACCGGGCCAGUCCGCCCCUGCACCCGCCAGCUGGAAAAAUCUACUCGCCACGGGCAAGUGCGUUUGUCGAGCCCUGCUGAUGAUGGUCUCUUCCUCCUCCUGCAGUAUUCUUAAGCAAUGUAAAGAUGUGGAGCUUUCCUUCAGUGAUGUGGCUGACAAGCCUGAAAUCUUCAAAGGCACUAAGAAGGGAAUGGUAUACCUCACUCCCUACAGGGUGAUCUUUGUGUCUAAAGGCAAGGACCCCAUGCUGUCCUUCAUGAUGCCGUUCUACUUGGUGAAAGGGUGCUCCAUUGAGCAGCCUGUCUUCUCUGCCAAUCACAUCAAAGGCGUGAUCCAGGCUGAGGCAGGAGGUGGCUGGGAAGGGCAGGCUUCCUUUAAAAUGUCGUUCAACAGUGGAGGAGCCAUUGAGUUUGGACAGUUGAUGUUCACAGUUGCCACUAAUGCUUCCAGAGGGGCUCCUGCCAAGAAUACUGGUUAUGGCUAUAUGCCUGCCUUUGGAGGGUACACCCCCGCUCCAGGAGGCUAUUCACCUGCACCAGGGGGCUAUGCCCCCCCACCAGCUAAUGGACCUUACCCUUAUGUGCCCCCACCAAUGAAUGGAUAUGGACCAGCUCCACAACCCAUGGGAUACCCUUAUGCACCACCUCCAGGCAUGUACCCACCUCCUCCUGAGAUGAAUCCCCUGUAUAUGGCUCCUCCUCCCCCCUACCCUGGCCCUCCUACUGCAGGACCUUCCGCCCCCACUGCUCCAACAGCCUGGGUGGAGCCUGGAAUGCCAGGUGGCAGUAAAGCAGCAGAAGCCGCUUCAAGUGCCUAUUACAACCCAGCCAAUCCCCACAAUGUCUAUAUGCCGAUGGACCAGCCACCUCCUUAUGCACCUCCUGAUGAGAAAAAGAACAACUAACAGCAGGAACCCACCCACCAACUGCUCAUGUUCCUUCUCCCUGAAGACACUGCCCUCACCUCCCUCCCCCUCAGUUCAGUGUAUCUCUAGGCUUCCAUGUGUGUAUAGUAUACAUAGUGCUGGGU
This is a messenger RNA of Pelodiscus sinensis (Chinese soft-shelled turtle), 1197 nucleotides long. The record is from RefSeq and is a predicted model, not a curated record. NCBI's taxonomy places the organism in Eukaryota, Metazoa, Chordata, Testudines, Trionychidae.